GGCACUGGUGCAUGAAGCACGACGAGCUGCUGGGCGAGCACAUCAAGUCCCUGCUCCUCAAGAACAACAGCCUCCCGCGCAAGAGGCAGAGCUUGAGGAGCUCGAGUAGCAAGCUGGCCCAGCUGACGCUGGAGCAGAUCCUGGAGCACCUGGACAACCUGCGUCUCAACCUGACCAACACCAAGCAGAACUGUGCGUCUGCCCUCGCUGAGGCUCCGCCCACUGGAGCUGGGUAG
Molecule: messenger RNA, 236 nt
Organism: Pteropus alecto (black flying fox)
Lineage: Eukaryota; Metazoa; Chordata; Mammalia; Chiroptera; Pteropodidae
Product: integrator complex subunit 3-like
Exons: 2
Coding region: 12-236 (74 amino acids)
Source: RefSeq, a predicted model, not a curated record